AUGAAUGGGUGUGUUUACAGUGUGUUUACCAUGUCUGGGCACAGGAUAGGAGGGGGUUGACUGGAGAUUGGGAGGCAACCGGAUGGCUUCCGGCUUGGAUAUGAUGUGUAGCCUACAUCAGCAGAUAAUAAAAAAAAUAUAUGGUAUUCCCCAGUGGAUGUGUGGUUAUUGCUUUUACUUAAGUCAAAUAUCUGAGUAGACUACUUCUUUCAGUGUGAUGGUUGAUUCAUUGAGAUGGCCAGGAAGUUGUAACAAGCGCAGGCAGGUGUAUGUAUGCUUGGCUGGCAGGUAGAGGAACAAGGAAGUGUGGGCUGGGUUUCUGUCGCAAUAGUGUAGUGUAGUACCUGUGAGCCGGAUCACUGGAUUCUUCGAGGACCAUUACAGCGGUAAUAUGGUCACUGGUUUCCCGGGACUUUUAGUCUACUACAGAAGAGAAAAGACAACGAAGAUCCGAGGUGCUUUGAAAUAGGGACGCGGAAAAGUAAAAGUUUUAAUGGCGAACGGGAGGGGACGCUUAAAAGGCAUCUUUAUCUGCAUCCUGAUAGCAGUGUCACUCUUUUUCAUCUAUCUGAACUGUGACCGGACGUUGGCGGCAAAGAGGGUUAUGCCAGCACCCCCAUCAUCGGCACUAGAAUCAGCAGCAUCAGCAUCAGCAUCAGCACCAGCACCAGCAUCAGCAUCAGCAGCAUUAGCAUCAGCAUCAGAAUCAGCAGCAUCAGCAUCAGCAUCAGCAUCAGCAGCAGCAUCAGCAUCAGCAUCAGCAUCAGCAUCAGCAUCAGCAUCAGCAGCAGCAGCAGCAUCAGCACCAGAAUCAGCAGCAUCAGCACCAGAGCCACAAUGGGAGGAUCCUGGGCCGUAUCAUGUGGCCUAUCCACGAAACUACAAGUUUAUCAUGGAUGACACGCCGGCGUGCAAGAACACCAAUCCUUUCCUGGUCCUGAUGGUUCCGGUUGCACCCGGUGACGUGGCAGCUCGGGACACCAUCCGGAAGACGUGGGGAAAUGAGAAACUGGUUCUGGGUCAGCUGAUCGAGACUCUCUUCAUACUGGGCCGACCGGGGGGAGCUGAUGCUGAGCAGCAGCAGGAGAAGCUCAAACAGGAGAACCUGCAGCACCAUGAUCUGAUCCAGAGUAACUUCCGGGACAGCUACCGCAAUCUGACCAUCAAGACAAUGGUGAUGCUGGAGUGGCUGACUGUGCACUGUGCCAAAGCUUCCUAUGUCAUAAAGAUUGACUCCGAUAUGUUACUGCAUGUCCCAAAUUUGGUUAAGCUGUUGCUGGAUCCCAAAACGGCCAAACAAAACUACAUGACAGGUUGUGUGUGGUGGAGCAGCCCGGUUUUGAGAAACCCCUUCAACAAGUUCUACAUGCCAACAAACGUGAUUGCUGAGCCACAGUACCCUCCAUAUCCUCUGGGCAUGGCCUACGUCAUGUCCCUGGACCUGCCUGCCAAGAUCCUGGGAGUUGCUCCUAAGAUUAAACCGAUCUUCAUAGAAGAUGCCUACCUGGGUAUGUGCCUAAAACUUCUGGGCAUUUCCCCCACCAACCCUCCUGAAAAUACUAUGUUCAUUGUCAACCCUAAGCAUCCUCUGAGCAGCUGCAGCCUUUCAAAAGUGAUUGCAGUGACAACGACAAGCAUCUCACAGAUGACGAGUUACUGGGAGAGGAGCAGACUGCCAGAAGCUAAAUGUUGAACUUCAUGAGGUUUACCAAGACCAAGAUUUUAGAAGAAUUCUUUACUGAAUCUGACAAAUAUUUUACAGAAAUCACAAUAGAGCAUACUUAUUUUGAGUUGCUGUUUGUUGAGUUUGCUGACAACAUGCAAGCACCUUGCUCCUUGGUUGGACAGAAAAAUUUCUUUUUGGGCCUCAUUAUAGAAAACUCCCACAGUAAGUCUAAAAUCUUGUCUCAGUUUAGGAUGACAUUUGGGAUUUUUGGUAUUGCAGAAACAUUCUGCAUUCAGGAUCGAAACCCAUAAUAUCUUAGGAUAGGAAUUUAGCUAUUAGAGGCAUAUAUAGCAUAUAUAUAGGCAAAAUAACUGCCAAAGUGGCAGCAGUACUGUUGUUAGGUCUAUAUGGCUGGUCAAGGUCAGCCCACCUUAAGUGAGCCUGAUCCAAUGAUGUUGCUAGCUCGUUAGCUAACCCCCUUUACUCUAAUCAGCGGCAGUAAUGAUCAGCGGACCGACUCUUUUCACAGAAUCGGUUCCUUUGAGUUUAUACAUGUAAAUGUAUGGAACCAUUCGAGUUUCAAUAACUUUUGCUAAAUGUGGCCUCAUUUUCUUCACGACAAAGUCUGUUAUAGUACGUGCACGUCACCUUUUAAAACACAGCAGCUGCCCGUCCCUCAACACUUCUUACAAUGCAAGCAAGCGGGCAAAGUUUAUUUAUAUAGCACCUUUCACAGACACCAGUGUUGGGACCAAGAGAUAGGGAAUUAGACAUUAUCUCUUAAACAUAGAUCUCAACAAUGCGGCCUCAGAGCAUCAAGCCUCUGAGACGUGUUUUUCCUGAACAAAGGAAUCUGGGCCUACACGGGAAUUCCAAACCGUGAACACCCUCUGGAACAAAGGAAAGCACAUGGGGCUUCUCAAGCAAAGGGUGAGGUCUCCAUUUUACUGUAGCAGCCAAAAAGUCACACUUAUAUGUCACUCUCAAAAUGGCGGAAGGUUUGAAUCCCCAUUGGCUGCUGGGACCCUGAACGCAGCAUGGGGUCCCAGCCUAUAAAGCCUUCCGACUCACCUCCCUGCCCCGUCUUACCCCGGUGGCUUCGGCUGCUAAAAGGUUUGCAAGCAAUUAUUUAUCAGUUAUUGAUCUGAUUGUGACUGCCGAGUCCAAUCUAUUUCUGUGAAAGCACCAUUGAUCACGGUGCAUGGUUGAUAUUUCGUGUUGAAUAAUGUAGCUUGUGUGAAACUGGAAAUGCUACAUUGCUAGCUCCCGCUGUGGAGCUAGGUUACUGUACUGAGCAAGAUAAUCAAGAUCCAAAGUGUCUUUUCUUUCUCUAAAAUGUGCUUUCCUUUCCUCUUUUACACACAAACCUAACACACGCACACACCAUGGCUUCAUCUCUCAUCCACGUUACAAGCUUUACAGCAUACAGCCCUUGGAUGUAUCAUAAGAGAGAACCAAGGCGAUGUAAUCACUAUGUCUGUAGUAACGUUAUGUAGGCAUAUAAAGUGUUACCAUUCUCUUAAUACAUCCAUGCUAGCUACCCCUGAUGUUAGCUACUAGCCAAUAGCCCCGCCAGUUUGGGAAACGCUAAUGACGUACGUUACAUAGUUAUACGUUACAGGCUUUACAGCAUACAUAC
Molecule: messenger RNA, 3305 nt
Organism: Perca fluviatilis (European perch)
Lineage: Eukaryota; Metazoa; Chordata; Actinopteri; Perciformes; Percidae
Product: beta-1,3-galactosyltransferase 5-like
Exons: 2
Coding region: 494-1693 (399 amino acids)
Cellular component (GO): membrane
Molecular function (GO): N-acetyl-beta-D-glucosaminide beta-(1,3)-galactosyltransferase activity
Source: RefSeq, a predicted model, not a curated record